Messenger RNA from Oncorhynchus mykiss (rainbow trout), 3082 nucleotides. Its product is annotated as Na(+)/citrate cotransporter. Gene Ontology annotation, biological process: fumarate transport; oxaloacetate transport; transmembrane transport. Gene Ontology annotation, molecular function: citrate transmembrane transporter activity; succinate transmembrane transporter activity; sodium:dicarboxylate symporter activity. Gene Ontology annotation, cellular component: plasma membrane. Lineage: Eukaryota; Metazoa; Chordata; Actinopteri; Salmoniformes; Salmonidae. The record is from RefSeq and is a predicted model, not a curated record.
UCUGUCUCACACACACAAACACAGAGAGAGAGAGAGAAAGAGAGAGAGCGAGAAAGAUGUCAUGUGCAGUCCUGUACCCAGUGUAAAGCUGGAGGUAUCAGAGUUCGCUCACCCUUUCCCUCAUCAUUUUCGCUUUCUUUCCGGAGUGAGUCCAGACCUGCGCAACUGUAAUUAUCUGUAUUCUCUGACCGGGAGAGGAUGGUGUCCUCGCUCCAGGCGAUGUGGAUGUUCAAGGAUGGGGUGAUUCUGUUCUGCACACCGUUCCUCCUCCUCCCACUACCUCUGCUGAUCGGAACCACGGAGGCAGGCUGUGCCUAUGUGAUAGCCCUGAUGGCAGUGUACUGGUGUACUGAGGUACUGCCGCUGGCUGUGACUGCUCUCCUGCCCGCUGUCCUCUUCCCUUUGUUUGGCAUCAUGGAGUCCAAGCAGGUACGCUUCCCUCACACACGCACAAACACACAUGCUCACACUCAAAGACAAUCUCUCACGUGUGUGUAUCAGGUGUGUAUGCAGUACCUGAAGGACACCAACAUGCUGUUUGUUGGCGGGCUAAUGAUGGCUGUUGCCGUGGAGAAGUGGAAUCUUCACAAGCGCAUCGCCCUCAGAGUUCUACUCGUUGUGGGGAUGCGGCCUGCCCUUCUGAUGCUAGGGUUCAUGGGUGUGACAGCCUUCCUGUCUAUGUGGAUCAGUAACACAGCCACCACAGCUAUGAUGGUCCCCAUUGUCCAGGCCGUCCUGGAGCAGCUCAACGGCCCACGAAAGGGGGAGAACCCCCUGCCCACCCCUCAGAGCCAGGAGAAUGGUACGACUCCUGAGGAAAAUCUGGAGAACAGUUCGACCCCACAGGACACACUUAUGAUCCAGGACAAUCGCAUCCCACUGGAGAAACUAGCCUCAGAAGAUAAACUGGACUCCCCAGACAAACCAGUUCCUCAGGACAACUCUCUGACUGAUGGGAAGCCAGUGAUGGUGUCCAUGGUCUUGAAGGAAGGGACUGAAGCAGAGGAGCAGGUUGGGGAGGAAGAGGAGGAGAAGGAGAGGAUGAAGAUGUGUAAAGGCCUGACGUUGUGUGUGUGUUACGCUGCCAGCAUCGGCGGCACUGCCACUCUAACUGGCACCGGACCCAACCUUGUCCUCACAGGGCAGAUGAGCCAACUCUUCCCUCAGAACGGUGACGUCAUUAACUUUGCCUCAUGGUUCGCCUUUGCCUUCCCCACCAUGCUGCUGAUGCUGACGCUGGCCUGGCUCUGGCUCCAGCUCGUCUUCAUCGGCUUCAAUCUGAAGCGUACAUGGGGCUGUGGUGCUGUGCAGUCAGAGAAGGAGCUUGCGGCAUAUGAUUUGAUAAGUGAGGAGCAUCGUCGUCUGGGGCCCAUGUCUUAUGGAGAGCUGAGUGUCCUGGGGCUCUUCAUCCUGCUGGUGGUGCUUUGGUUCACACGAAGCCCAGGCUUCAUCGAUGGAUGGGCAACCCACGUCUUCAAUGCCAAAGCACCGUUUGUAACUGAUGCCACAGUGGCGGUGUUUGUUGCCAUGCUGCUGUUCGUCUUGCCCUCUGAGCCCCCCCGCUACCUCUGCUUCUGGAGAACACAGAGAUUUGACACAGAGCCCCAGCCCACCCGUGGCCCCGCCCCUGCCCUGCUGACCUGGCAGGUGACCCAGAGGAAGAUGCCCUGGAGCAUUGUACUGUUGCUAGGAGGAGGCUUCGCACUGGCUAAGGGCAGCGAGGUGUCUGGUCUGUCGCGGUGGCUGGGUGAUCAGAUGAUGCCUCUCUGCUCCGUCCCUCCCUGGGCCAUCGCUGUCAUCCUCUGUCUCCUCAUUGCCACCUUCACUGAGUGUGCCAGCAACGUGGCUACCGCUACACUCUUCCUGCCCAUCCUCGCCUCCAUGUCCCAGUCCAUAGGGUUGAACCCGCUGUAUGUGAUGGUACCCUGCACUCUUAGUGCAUCCUUUGCCUUCAUGCUGCCUGUGGCCACGCCUCCUAAUGCCAUCGUGUUCUCUUAUGGAUACCUGAAGGUGUCAGACAUGGCUAAAAUGGGUAUAGUGAUGAACAUCAUUGGGAUCCUGUGCAUCACUCUGGCCAUUAACAGCUGGGGUAGAGCUAUGUUCAACCUGGACACCUUCCCCUCCUGGGCCAACACCACCGCGAACAUCACUACAGGAGGAGGAGGGGGGAAAUGACCCCAAAUAUACCACCAUACGCCCCUGUACUGCCAUUUCACUGCUACCGAUGCCAAAAGGGGAUGAGGAAGGGGGAGUAUUACCAAGAGACCACAGAAAUUUCUCCAACAACACUACUAGCCUCGCUGGGGCAACAGAAGGCUGGCCAUGAGAGCACUGUUAUGGUCUGGUGAACACAUGCGCGCGCACACACACACUGGGAUAGUUUCCAGCUGUGCCAUCACCGUACCGGUUUAUUAUCAGUGUAUUUUCUACUGUUCGGGACUUAUUCUUAUAUUAUAUUGUUAUGACACUAGAGAGCCUUAGGGAACAGGGAUGAUAAAUAACUUGCAAAGCCAAGACAUGCUGUAAUACUGUAACUUAUAUUGUUAUUACUGACAAUAUUGUUAUAUCAAUUUAUAUUCUAUAAUUGUAUUAUAUUACAGGGAUCAUCAACAUGGAGACUACAAAUUGACUGCCCAAACAAAUAUAAUAUUUGAAUAAAACAUAAUCAUUGCAAACCUUGCUUACAUUUGUAUACGAUCACACAUAUCGCUCUAUUAUCCGUGGGAAUAAUUUGGAACAGAUUUUCCUAAUUAAAAUCUCUUGGAGCUGAUUUUCUGGCAUUUUCAGUCUUUUAUGUCCAACAAUCAAAAAAAGAGAAUAAUAAGUUUUGCACAGAACUUGGAGGCCAAAUAAAAUAAUCUGCGGGCUGCCAGUUGGGGAACUCUGUUAGAUUACAUCAAUUAGGAUAAAUUAUUUUCAGUAAGUGUAAUUAAUUAGAUAUUUUGUAUAGUUAUCAAUGUAAAUGAUUGACUUUUGUAAGAGUUUAGAGUUGUUUUUUCCAUUCCAAUAACAACCUAUUAUGGUUUUGUAUAUUGUACUGUAUUUGUUUAGUUUUUUUGCUGAAUAAAGUCUGUACUUUUGA